Geodia barretti is the source of this 1419-nucleotide messenger RNA. Lineage: Eukaryota; Metazoa; Porifera; Demospongiae; Tetractinellida; Geodiidae. The record is from the annotation of a GenBank genome assembly.
AUGAAAAUGUACAUUUGCGGCGAAUGGGUCGACCGCGAUGACAAGAUGUCGGUCGUCAAUCCCUUUGACCAAUCUGUAAUCGACACGGUUCCCCGGGGCAGCGCCGCCGAUGUGGGGGCAGCCAUAACCAGCGCCGCCCGUGGCGCACAGGUGAUGGCCAAGUUGCCGGCCCAUCGUCGCUACACCAUCCUGAAGCGCGCCGCCGACCUGAUGGCCGAGCGAGCCGACGACCUGGCCGAAACCAUAACCCGCGAAGAAGGCAAGGUUAUCGCAGAGGGGCGGACCGAAGUGCAGCGUGCCAUCCAGACCAUCACGCUCUCCGCCGAGGAAUCCAAACGCCUGCACGGCGAGACCGUACCCCUGGACGCCGCACCUGGCGUAGUCAGCCAGUUUGGAUUCACCAUCCGCGUACCGGUGGGCGUCGUGGCCGCCAUUGCUCCGUUCAACUUUCCGCUGAACCUGGUUUGCCACAAGGUGGGACCGGCCCUGGCGGGGGGGAACGCGGUCAUCCUGAAGCCGGCCGGAGACACGCCGCUAUCGGCCCUCAAACUCACCGAGAUUCUCCUCGAAGCGGGCUUGCCGGAAGAGGCUAUCCAAACGGUGACCGGCUCCGGGGCGGAGAUUGGCGAUGCCAUCACCGGCGACCCGCGCGUCCGCAAGAUUACCUUCACCGGCAGUAUGGAAGUCGGCGACCGCAUCUGCCGCAACGCUGGCAUCAAGAAGGUAACGAUGGAGCUGGGUUCCAACAGCCCGCUGAUCAUCAUGUCUGACGCCGACAUCGAAAAGGUGGCGGCGGCGACCGUGGCCAGCGGUUUCUCCAACGCCGGGCAGGUGUGCAUCUCGACGCAACGGGUGUUCGCGGCGCGGGCGAUAUACGCCGACUUGCUGGACGCUCUGGUGAAGCCCACGCAGGAAUUCAACGCCGGUAAUCCGUUUGACGAAGACGUCAAGAUGGGGCCGAUGAUCCGCCAGAACGACGCCGAACGUGUCGAAAGCUGGAUCGCCGAGGCCGUCGGUCAGGGAGCCCGCGUUAUCGCCGGUGGCGAGCGCGAGGGCACGCUGCAUACUGCCACCGUUAUCGCCGAUGCUCGCGCCGAAAUGUUGAUUUCCCGUGAGGAACUGUUUGGCCCGGCAAUAGCGGUAAGCGCCUUUGAGGACAUUGACGACGCUAUUGCAAAGGCCAACGACAGCCGGUUCGGGCUGUCGGCGGGAAUCUUCACCCAAAACGUGGAUUGGGCGAUGCGGUUCGCUCAGGAAGUGCAUUCCGGCAACCUGCACAUCAAUGCCUCGCCCCAGUGGCGGGCCGAUGUCAUGCCCUAUGGCGGCUUGAAGGACAGCGGUAUGGGCAAGGAAGGUCCGGGCUACGCCAUCGAAGAGAUGACCGAACUCAAGAUGGUCGUGUUCCACAUGGGUGGCUAG